Molecule: messenger RNA, 390 nt
Organism: Colletotrichum karsti
Lineage: Eukaryota; Fungi; Ascomycota; Sordariomycetes; Glomerellales; Glomerellaceae
Product: tubulin-specific chaperone rbl2
Exons: 2
Coding region: 1-390 (129 amino acids)
Biological process (GO): post-chaperonin tubulin folding pathway; tubulin complex assembly
Cellular component (GO): cytosol; microtubule cytoskeleton
Molecular function (GO): beta-tubulin binding
Source: RefSeq, a predicted model, not a curated record
AUGGCUCCUCCUUCUCAGCUCACCGUCGCGACCCUGGCCGUCACCCGUCUCCUCAAGGAGGAGAUCUCCUACGAGAAGGAGCUCAUCCAGCAGAAAGCUAAGGUCGCCACGCUGGAGGCCGAGAUCAAGGAAGGCAAGCCCGAUGAGGACGGCAACCGCGAGUACAUGCUGAAGCAGUUGAAGCUUGCGGCGGAGGAGACGGAAAAGGUCUUCCCUGCCCUGCGCACGCGGGUUGAGGACGCUACGGUCAAGCUCGAGGAGCAGAUCGCUCUGGCGGAGAGCGGCGGCGCCACGGAGGAGGAGCUGGCUACGGCCAAGCUGGCGCUGUCUAAGGGCAAGGAGGAGAAGACUUACACCGUCGACAUCCCCUCGGCUGAAGCUUCGGCUUGA